Molecule: messenger RNA, 482 nt
Organism: Ruditapes philippinarum (Manila clam)
Lineage: Eukaryota; Metazoa; Mollusca; Bivalvia; Venerida; Veneridae
Product: methyltransferase-like 26
Exons: 3
Source: RefSeq, a predicted model, not a curated record
UUAAUUUGUAUCUUGUGGUAAGUAAGCCUAUUAAGUUACUUCCCUUUAUUCGAUAUACGCCAUUUGUACUGUAAAUGUCUCCGAUCUUCAAAAACAUAUUUCCGAGAUAUUUUAACUUAAAGAUGCUUCAAGCCCCUGCUGCAGAUAACAACAGAGCUCCAAUACUUGAUGUGUUAUGUAAAUAUUUACCUCAAGAUUUUCAGGGGGUAUGUCUAGAGAUAGCAUCAGGUACUGGUCAACAUGUCAUUCAUUUUGCACAAUAUUUCAAGCAAGCCACAUUUCAACCUAGUGAUAUUGAUCAAGCUAAUAUAAAAAGUAUAUCAGCAUAUACAGCACAUCAUAGACUGUCUAAUGUAAAACCACCUAUUACUAUAGACAUCACAACUCCUGUAACUAGUUGGUCAGAGAAAAUAAGCCCCGCCUCCUGUGAUGUCAUAUAUAAUGCUAACAUGGUUCAUAUAUCACCUUGGGAAACAGCUAUA